Messenger RNA from Solanum dulcamara, 2356 nucleotides. Its product is annotated as WD repeat-containing protein 26 homolog. The record is from RefSeq and is a predicted model, not a curated record. NCBI's taxonomy places the organism in Eukaryota, Viridiplantae, Streptophyta, Magnoliopsida, Solanales, Solanaceae. Gene Ontology annotation, molecular function: protein binding. The coding region runs from base 448 to 2199 and encodes 583 amino acids. The transcript is spliced from 5 exons.
UAAAAAAUAAAAUUAAAUAAAAUAACCCACCUUCUUCACCAUUUUCUCAUCACAACAAUUUACCCUUCAACUGAAACCGCCAUUAACAAAAGUUUCGAACAGUCGGUCAUAUUUCUCUUUACUUUUUUUUUUCUUACCUCGUUGAAUCCAUAUUUGGCUUACUCAUCUAAAUACCAAGAAAUAAGGGGGAAAAGUACAAUUUUUUUUUAAAAAUUUUAAAUAUUUUUUUGGGUAAUAUCCAUUACAAAUUCAUUUUUUUUUCUGUUUUUGUAUACCCAUUUUGAUCUGAAGCGUCAAUUAAUUUCUGGGUGUUGAAGAUUUCAAGCGAAACUAUUGAUAUACUGUUGUGGUAGUCACGUUUUUUCCUUUGAAGGAUUGAGAUCGUGAUCUCAAAUCUCAGAUCUGCUUAUGCAUAUGCUGUUAUAUAUGGGCUGAGAUAUAUAUUUCAUGGGAGGCUCAGAGGAUGAUGAACCACUCUCAAAACGCAUGAAAGUAUCAUUUGGAGAAUCGGCAGAUCAUUCGAACGGGACAUUUCUUAGGGAUCCUGCAAGUUUCUCAUUGAGUGACUCGAUGGUUCGUCCUCUGGAAUUUCAAGGGGGCGAUGAGAUUGUUGGUAGAAAAGGAGUAGUCAAGAAAGUUGAAUUUGUUCGGAUCAUAGCUGAGGCAUUAUAUUCUCUUGGUUAUAAGAAGGCAGGGGCGCAGCUAGAGGAAGAGUCAGGGAUACCCUUGCAUCCCUCUCUCGUAAGUUUGUUUAUGCAGCAAAUCCUUGAUGGGAGAUGGGAUGAAAGUAUAGUCACAUUGCAUAAAAUUGGUCUUGUGGAUGAAAAAAUUGUGAAGUUGGCAUCUUUUAUGAUACUGGAGCAGAAGUUCUUUGAACUGUUAGACAGAGAAAAAGUCAUGCAUGCUUUGAAGACAUUGAGGACUGAGAUUGCACCUCUUUGCAUAAAUAGCGAUAGAGUCCGCGAUCUUUCGUUGUGCAUUAUAGCACCUUCACAACAGAUUGUCUCUGGAGAGUUAGGUCCAGAAAUAAUUAAAAUAAAAUCAAGGACAAAGCUACUAGAAGAAUUGCAAAGACUGUUCCCCAAAACAGUUUUGAUUCCUGAGAAAAGAUUGAUCCAUCUUGUUGAACAGGGCCUUGAAUUUCAACUAGAGUCUUGUUUUCUUCACAACUCAUUAGUCACUGAGAUGUCAUUGCUCACUGAUCACCAUUGUGGAAUAGAUCAGAUACCAUCUAAAACUUUGCAGAUACUACAAGAGCACACAGAUGAAGUCUGGUUUUUGGAGUUCUCUCAUAAUGGGAAGUACUUAGCCUCAUCUUCUGCUGAUUGUUCCGUUAUUGUAUGGGAGGUAAAGUUGGAUGGGAGGUUAUGCUUGAAGCACCGAUUUUUUGGUCAUGAGGAACCCGUGUCGUUUAUAUCAUGGGGCCCUGAUGACAAACAGCUUCUUACUUGUGGAGUGGAGGAGGUUGUUAGACUCUGGGAUGUAAACUCAGGUGAAUGUUUACAUCUUUAUGAGAAAAAUGGUCUUGGUUUGAUUUCAUGUGGAUGGGCUCCAGAUGGCAAAAGGAUAUUUUGUGGUGUUACUGACAAAAGCAUUAGCAUGUGGGAUCUUGAAGGGAAAGAGCUGCAGUGUUGGAAAGGCCAUCGGAUUACUAGAAUAGCUGAUUUGGGGAUAACAAGUGAUGGGAAACAUAUGGUCUCUGUUUGUAAAGAUAAUAUGAUACUAUUAUUUGGAUUGGAAACAAAAACAGAGCAAAUAAUUCUAGAGGAUGAAGCAAUAACUUCAUUUGUAUUGUCCGCAGACGGUAAAUAUAUAUUGGUAAGUCUUUUGAACCAAGAAAUCCAUCUGUGGAGUAUACAUGGGAUUGUAAAACUCUUACACACAUACAAAGGGCAUAAGCUAGAACGCUUCGUCGUAAGGUCUUGCUUCGGUGGUUUAAGUCAAGCUUUCAUUGCCAGUGGGAGUGAGGAUUCACAGGUAUAUAUAUGGCACAGAUGCUCACAACAAAUCCUUGGUAGGUUGUCUGGACAUUCUGGGACUGUCAACUGUGUUAGUUGGAACCCAGCAAAUCCUCAUAUGCUGGCAUCAGGAAGCGAUGAUCGGACCAUUCAUAUAUGGGGUUUGAAUCCUGCAAACAUGAAGCACAAUGACGAUGGAGCUGUAAGAAAUGGUGUGAACGACUGCAAUUGCAGAACAUGAAGUCUUGGAGGUGAAUGGGCGAGUGAGUCAUUACAAGAUUUCUCUCCUUGACCAGUUUCUUUCGAUGUAUAUUCCCUUACAUCAUUGAGCUAACAUUUGAGACAAACAAGAAUGUACAAUUUGCAUUCAGUCCAGCAAUAAAUCUUGAACUUCUCCA